UCGGAAAUUAUUAUCCGAUCACCCCUGAUUGGCUCAAGAUCGGCCUCCGAUCCGAUCAUCUGUUACAGGCCUAGUUUAUGUACAUGAACAUUCAAGACCUAGGGUUGGAGUUAGGAAUAGGGUUAGGGUUGGGAUUAGAGUUAGGGUUAGAACUUGUCAGUAGGGGGGCUUGUCCGAGAAUAAGGAUCGUUUGAUUUGCCUUGCCAAGUAACUGCAACUGUUUUACACUUUGUGUUCUUCUUACAGACUUUCUCUUUAGUCUAGAGCAACUUAUGCAGAUAAACGAAAGACAGGAAUCUGUUACCAAGAGAAUGAUAGAGGUCUAACAUGGCCUCAAUAAGUCAGACUUCAACCAAUCAGUCGGGCCCGCAAAUGGAUAUGAACCCCAGAGCAAUCAACGUGGGUGCAUUCGCAGUCGCCCGAGCCGACGAGAUCAACACCAUGAUGCGGUCGAUCUCGACGAUGGGUUCGGUUCAGCGGACGUUCCAGAAGCUCCCCCGUCACAUACAGAGGCGAGCCAUGAGCCACAAUAUCAAAAGGAUGCCCCGUCGCCUCAGAGAUAUUGCAAGGAUUGAGGUGGAGAAAAAUCCCCAAAAGAAACCCAAAUCUGAUGCUGAUGGAGCUGCGAAAAAGUCACGUCGCCAUCGCAGACGGCCUGGCAAUCUUCGCGAGGAGUAUGCAAAGCGGCAGAUGAGGAAUCGGUGGCUUGAGACGCACAUCUGGCAUGCCAAGCGUUUCAAGAUGGUGGAACGGUGGGGAUGGAAGAUUCCUCUUCAUCCGUCGGAUAAGAGUGCUAGAGCUGCGUACAGAGCAACAGCGAGGCAUUGUGUGAUGAGUGAUAUCUCCUACCAUCAGGUCAUUGAAGUUCAAGGGUCAGAGGUCAAUAUCCUAUCGGCCAUGAAGCACUUGACAAGCCCACAAGUUGGCCUAACGAUGGCUUCCAGAGCAUACCUGCAUGGCACCAGACACGGGGAGGUGCUCCUGUAUCAGAAGGACACCUACCCUCACGGAGCCAUAGGCCCAGUGGACUACCUCUGGCAUUGUGAGCUCCAUGCCUCCCCUCCUGCUGGAGCAGCUGAGAGACAGGAGUUGAAGAGAGAGGAUGGGGUCAACGGAGAUGAUGAGAAGGUGACGACUGACAGGAGACUCUGGAUGUGGGUACAUCCUUCCUGCUGGAGGGAAGUCUUGGAGGAGCUGAAGGGAGUGUGUUCUGAUUACAAUGUGUCUAUAACACCCCUUGAAGAUGAGCUCCUUAGAUUCCGUCUCCAAGGACCCCUGGCCCAUCCCAUCCUCCUAGAUGCCCUCCAGGUUGCUAUGGUAACGCCUCAUGAUAAGCAAGAUGGAGGAAGUGAGAUGUCAUACUGGUGGGAGCAAUACUAUGAGGAUGCCACCCACCUGCAGACCUACAAGCAGCAGAUGGAGACAUGGGCGGGGUUUAGGGAGCUGCAGACGGCCUCUGAGGUACCGACCAACGCCGUGGUGUCGCUGGUCGUCCGAGAUUCUCGUGUCCUACUGCCAAAGAAGAGAACUAAAGUGAUGGUGGAUUCAGAUAAUCUUGCAGAUGAGCCUUCCAAUCAGAGAGCUCACAAGCUUCCUGCAGAGACUAGCAACUCGCCUCUCUGGUCUCCAGUGGUCAGAACGUCUGUGGCUGCAGAACAAUGUCCAAACCAUGAACUAAACCUGCUCAGGUCCAAGCUCCUGGUUCCUGGAACUGACCUGAACCUAGGCCGAUCUGAAGCCCGCAUUCCGGUCCUACUCCUACAUCGCUCUGGGAUCAGGACCUCUGUCGGUAACGAAGGGAACGAGAGUACAGGGAUGCUGGGGUACAGUGGAGGAUGGGACGUUGUGUUGCCACGGAAAUGGGGGAUGCCUUUCUGGAUAGGGUUGGUGUACAGAGGAGCAAGGGCGUGUGGGCUUCGUGAAGCAGGAAAAGUGGCCCUUCAUCGCAGCAUGCCACGGUUCCCAUACGACUACCCUGAUUCUGACGCAGGGUGUGACAUCAGCAAGUCCAUCGCUGAUGACCUGGAGCAGACCUUUUUAAGGAAGCCUCCAGCAAAGAGAUCAAAUCAUGCCAAACUUGGAAUAGCAGCUCCUUUCUGUCCACCAUGGUCACAACUUAUCAUUGAGUGGGGCCUUAAGGAGACUGGUGAUCAGAUCUCAGAGUCUGGAGUAGAUACUUGUGUGAGUAGCAUGCCAGAAGACUGGUAUGUGCUUAGGAACAAGGAGAAGCUUGGUUUGUUUAGGACUGUCAUGCAAGGGUGGUCCAAGAAGGUGGGAGGAGGAGGAGGCAGAAAGCAAGGCAAGUGGAACACCAAAAGUGUGAAAGGUAGCUCAAGAACAGAAGGCAAGGAGUGUCCUGGCCACCUGUCCUUAGAGCCCUUGACCCAAGUGCUUGUCCCUUCGGAGAAGAGAACCAUUGUGUGGGUGGGAUUACGUAUGGUGACCAGGGGUUUCCCAUCCCAGUUUGCGAUCAUCUGUCUUCCCAGUGCCGCAGACCUGGCUGAACUUGGCCGAAAUCCUAACUAUGGUGGCCCAGAAGAGCCUGUGCACAAGGAAUUCCGUCUGAAGAAGAAAAGGAAGUUGGAGAAAGGGCAGAAGGGGUCAAAGGCCAAGAAGGCAAAGGUCGCCCAAGAAAGCAGACCAGAGCCUCCAUCUACACCAGGGGACUUUGGAUUUGUGAUUGAAAGCAAGGAUGAAUUUGGAGGUAGGGAAGUGGGGACGACUAGUGAGUUGGUUUCUAGUGAAUCAAAGGUAGAGAAUUCUGGUUUAAUUAGUGCCGUUGCUUUGAGCAACAAGAGUGACACUGUUAGUGUAGCUGCUGAUACAACCCUGAAGUUGAUAGGUCUCAAAGACUCAAAGCAAGCAACACCUACAACAGGUGUUGAUACAAGUAAAACAAUGACACCAUCAGAACAUUCAUCCCCACCAGCCUCCACUCAUGCUGAAGCAACAGUUAACGCUGCCACCAACACAACUGUUCAGUCGGAAGUAGUAGCUUUCGAGGCAUCAUCCGCUACAACAAAUGUUGAACAUUCUGCUACAGCUGUAAGCAAAUCACCCGCCACUUGCUUGCUGCCCGCACAUCCAGAACUCCUCAAGUCCUGUACCCGUUCAGUCAUAGGCUUUGUGACAAACGGAGCACAGUCCUUCAGCUGCGGCAAGGGGAUGGGUGUGGGGUUCUGUGCCACACUGGGUCUCUUGAACCUGUUGAGGAACUCACCCAGAGGUCGAAAGCUUGUGGUACUGGUGAGAGACGUCCAGAGUUUGCAGUACAGAUUCGCUUAUAUUUAUGUGCCUUCCAGUUAGAUUUAAUAAAAUGGACAUUGAAUGUGAGGUGGCACAAAGGAAUUAUAUUAUAUUUUAUCUAACAAUGUUCAUAUAUUGAAGCUUAGAGAUAAAAUUGAGUUCUGGGGGGUGCUUCUCAAAGAACCAAAGUCGGACUUAACUCUAAGUUGGACUU
Messenger RNA from Strongylocentrotus purpuratus (purple sea urchin), 3460 nucleotides. It is a transcript of the gene pop1, whose product is annotated as ribonucleases P/MRP protein subunit POP1. Gene Ontology annotation, cellular component: ribonuclease MRP complex; nucleolar ribonuclease P complex. Lineage: Eukaryota; Metazoa; Echinodermata; Echinoidea; Camarodonta; Strongylocentrotidae. The record is from RefSeq and is a predicted model, not a curated record. The transcript is spliced from 9 exons. Bases 328 to 3306 code for a protein of 992 amino acids. Gene Ontology annotation, molecular function: protein binding. Gene Ontology annotation, biological process: tRNA 5'-leader removal.